AAUAGGCUAUUCUGUCCAAAGUGGGAUUAAAAAAACAAGUGACAGGAUGCAAUUUAUGCUUUACCUGACACUCUUAGGUGUACUUAGCACCACCAUGGGGAUGAAUGAAACCACGAGGCGCCAAGCCAACGUAACAGAAGAGGGAGAAGUACAGCAAUGCUCAAACUGCGAGUUCAGAGAACAGAGCAGACUAAUGAGACUCCACAACAUCAGAUCCCAAAUUCUCAGCAUUCUGAGGCUGGAGCAGGCUCCAAACAUCAGCCGAGAAAUGAUCAGGCAGCUCUUACCGAAAGCGCCUCCCUUGACACAACUUAUAGACCAGUAUGAGCAUCGUGUGGAGGAUGAGGAGCGUGCCACCACUGAAACGAUCAUAACCAUGGCAAAACCUGGACCAAUGUCACAACAAGACGGAAUACCAUCUUGUUGUUUCUUCAAUCUCAGUCCGAAGAUUCGACCUAACAACAUUUUACAUGCACAACUUUGGGUGCACCUGCGACCAGCUGACACCGUCACAACUGUCUUCUUGCAAAUCUCCCGCAUAAAAGCAACCACUGAGGGAAACUCACGCAUACGGAUCCUCUCCCUGAAGAUCGACGUGGCUUCUGGUGCAAGCUCUUGGCAAAGUGUAGACAUCAAUCAAUUACUCAAAACCUGGCUUCGUCAGCCAGAAACUCAUUAUGGUCUCGAGAUCAAAGCUUAUGAUUCGAAAGGGCAGGACUUGGCUGUCACGGUAGCUGAGCUGGGAGAAGAGGGACUGCAACCCUUCAUGGAGGUGAAGAUAUUGGAGAGCCUAAAACGUUCCCGGAGGGCCUCAGGCCUGGACUGUGAUCAAGAGUCCUCAGAGUCGCGGUGCUGCCGCUACCCCCUCACCGUUGACUUUGAGGCCUUUGGGUGGGACUGGAUCAUUGCCCCCAAACGCUACAAGGCCAACUACUGUUCUGGAGAGUGUGAGUACAUGCACCUCCAGAAGUACCCCCACACUCACCUGGUGAACAAGGCUAACCCCCGGGGCACCACAGGGCCCUGUUGUACUCCAACUAAGAUGUCCCCCAUCAACAUGCUCUACUUCAAUCGCAUGGAGCAGAUCAUUUAUGGAAAGAUACCAUCUAUGGUGGUGGACCACUGUGGCUGCUCCUGAGAGGGAGGAUGAGAGGACUGGACAACACACGCAUGCACACACACACACACACACACACACACACACACACACACACACACACACACACACACACACACACACACACAGACACAGUGUUGUGUAAUGAGUUAAAAAGUCAUCCCAAAGUGAACCCUCUUAGAAGAAUCCAUAAUAUUUUUGCAUAAAAGGCUACAAGAGACAUGUGGAGUUUGAAAAACAUGAACCCUUUGCUCUGAGUGAGGACAUGAACUGCCCAUACUCUCCCCCCUGAGGUUCGUUCCGCAAUGUGGCUGGAACUGCUAUAAACAUUUAAGGACACAUAACACAAUUGUCAUUGGAGUGCAAAACCUGCACUGAAACAGAUGUCCCCAAUAUUGUGGAUCACAGGAUUUUGGAACAGCUUGGUGGUCCUCAGAACACAGUGUCACAUACAGAACUAUUAUAUUAGCCUACAUUGAUUGAAACCAAAAAUGACAUGUUCCUUAUGUAGCUAAAUGUUUUAGGCCUAUAGUCAUAUUAUAUUGUGAUCAGUUUAGCCUACAGCUCAUGAUAGGAAUAUUAUGUUUUGCAUUAGAGCUUCCCUAGUACUAUGUCAACUCAAAUAUAUUUUUAUUUGUCACAUGCGCUGAAUAUUACUCUACUGUUGGAGCUAGGAAAAGAAGCAUUUCGCUACACCCGCAAUAACAUCUGCUAAAUAUGUGUAUGUGACCAAUAUUUGUAUUUUAUUUACUGUGUGUAAACUUUAAUGUGAAAUGCUUGCUUACAAGCCCUUCCCUAUGAUGCAUGAGUUUCCAAAUAAUAAUACAAAAUAACAUAGUAACACAAGAAAUAAAAUAAAAUAAACAAGAAUGGAGCUAUUUACAGAGAGUACCAGAUUAAUGUGCAGUGGUACAAAGUAUUUCAGGUAGAUAUGUAAACUCAGCAAAAACAGAAAUGUCCUCUCACUGUCAACUGCGUUAAUUUUCAGCAAACUUAACAUGUGUAAAUAUUUGUAUGAACAUAACAAGAUUCAACAACU
This is a messenger RNA of Oncorhynchus tshawytscha (Chinook salmon), 2156 nucleotides long. Its product is annotated as growth/differentiation factor 8-like. Bases 47 to 1138 code for a protein of 363 amino acids. Gene Ontology annotation, molecular function: growth factor activity; cytokine activity. The record is from RefSeq and is a predicted model, not a curated record. Gene Ontology annotation, biological process: SMAD protein signal transduction. NCBI's taxonomy places the organism in Eukaryota, Metazoa, Chordata, Actinopteri, Salmoniformes, Salmonidae. Gene Ontology annotation, cellular component: extracellular region. The transcript is spliced from 3 exons.